Molecule: messenger RNA, 2690 nt
Organism: Cotesia glomerata
Lineage: Eukaryota; Metazoa; Arthropoda; Insecta; Hymenoptera; Braconidae
Exons: 12
Coding region: 969-2060 (363 amino acids)
Source: RefSeq, a predicted model, not a curated record
AAAUUAAAUUAUUAAUAGUUAAUAAAUCCUUUUAUCAGUGUAAUAAUUGCAGUUUUGUUUUUUAGUUAAACGAAUCAACAACAAGAAUAAUAGCCUCCCGUAACUCCGAAAGUAACCACUGCGAACGCUUCAGUCGAUUUCAUUUCCCCUACCAUGGCUUCACUCAGAGCGAAUAGUUAUAAUUGUUGUAAUUUGUAUUGUGCACUGUCGUUCUCAAAACGAAUAAAAAAUGUCAAGGGGAGAAAAAGUUUUCGGUUAUUUACAAAAAUACAUAUGUUAAUAAAUGGGAGAGAAAUCAUAAACUUAAUGGUAUAUAUGAAUUCCUAUUAUAUUUAUUUGACUCAAUUGGAGUCUUCAGGUUAAAAAUUUUAGUUAUGAGUAUUUUGAUCUCAUAAAAGUUUGAACUGAAUCGAUCUUAUGAAUGCGAAAAAACUAGAUGUAAAAGAAAAGUGAUUUACGAUACAGUUAUCUAUAAACAACCAUAGAUUAAAUUGCGAAGAAAAUUGAGAUAUAAUAUGGUGUAUAUAGUUACUCGCUCACUGUUAUUAAGCCCACGAGUUCAUAAUUUGUCUCCACAGGAAGGUGUUAUUCAUAACGAUAGGACGUAAUCCUCCAACGAUGACGAAAUACUUUUAUGUUAAACAUACAUAUAGCUGAUUUAAGAAAAAAAAACCUUAAACAAACUGUUCAAACUACCAAUUAGAUAAUUCCUGUUGUAAUAAAGGAGUCAAGUCAUUAGUGAAUUAAAAUCAGGAAAUAUUUCAUAAUAAGAUGGAAGCCAUUUCAUUUACUAAGCUGUAUUCAUAAAUAAACAAUUUAGUUAAAAUAGAAGUAAAUAUAUCUUACAUGACAUGUCAUGUCUGCAGAGAUCUUCAAAAAUCAUUAAAAAUUUUGUCUGAAAAUUUUUUUCAUAAAAAAAUAUACAGAUAAAUAUGAAUUCUAUUCAUCUUUAAAACUUCUAUAAAAAUAUGCGUUGGCCAGCAUUAAAAGUUAUGAUCCUCGUAACUCAAAAAGAUUUACUUGUGCAUCGCAAAAUUGAGGUUGAUGAAAAAAAGCAUAACCACCCGCAGCCAAAUACGUUACCAAGACGAAAAAUAAUUAAAAAGCUAAAAGCUGUAUCUUUGACGACCCGAUCUACAACCGAAGCUGUUGCUGAAGCAUAUUUGAAUAAAUCUCCACCCUCAGUUAAAGAAAUUAACGCUUCAAGAAAUUUAAUCUACCGUUCAAGAAAACGUGUUGAACCUGAACCACCCGAGACCAUUAAUCUACUUCCUGAUAUAAUAAAUGAGUACAAGUUUCUUGAAAAUUACUAUCUGGGUAACACAACAGCCAGUGAUGGUUCCGUGGCGUUAUUUUUUACAAGUUUGGACAUGCUAAAUGCCUUAAAUGCUGUGGAGGAGAUAAAUGUGGCUGCAUCAUACGUGUCUGUUCCACAAACUCCGAGUUUUUCUCAACUAUUAUCUUUUCAUAUAAAAAAAGAUAACCAAAGCAUUCCGGCAUUAUUCGUCAUAUGCAGCGCAAACACUCUCAAUAAUUAUGAAGCUAUGUGGGAUUUUCUUCAUUCGAAAAUUGAAAAUUUUGGAACCAGAUUGAAAUCUAUAGUGUGUAGCUAUGAAAAUGAUUUUGUUACUGCCACAAGAAACAAAUUACCAAAUGUAUCCAUAAAAGGAUCAUGGUUUCAUUUCAUGAAAUUAUGGACUCGGCAGUGGAGGAGUUUAAACUUACCUAUCGAACCACUUCCUGCAAUUUUAAAAGCCUCCUGGGCGUUACCUUUGCUUCCCUCAAACAAAUUGGCCGAAGGAAUCAAAGUUAUUGAAUUUUUGACUAAUUGUAAUGAACAGUAUAAUGCACACUUAGUUACGUUUGUGUCAGCUGUAAAGUCAUGGUGUACACGUCUCUCUAAUGAAAUAUCAUAUAUCGAUAACACUGAAGAAGGAGCGAUAAACAUUGCAGAGGAUUUUUUACGUCACAUUUUAAAUUUGAUUGGAUACAAAAAAAGUUUACAUACUUAUCUUGGUAAAAGACCAAGUUAUGGAUACUUGCAAUUUUAUUUGAACUAAAAAAAAAGCAACUGUAAUAAGAUUGUGGAGAUCAAUGAAUUUAGAAUUCAAUUUAUUGAACGACGUAUUGCGUUAUUGUUGGGCCAUACCUCUGUUACCAAAAAAUAAGUUUAAAGAAGCUGUGCAAGAAAUUCAGGCUACUAUUCAUGAUACUGCUGAGUGUUAUGAUGACGAUGAACAUGAUCUACAUUCAUUUGUGGAAAAAGUAGAUGAUUGGUUCUCACAAGAUGAUGUGCAAUAUAAUUUCAAUGAAAAUCCAAAUGAAGCAAUUAACAUUGUUGAAAAUUUUACUCGUCACAUGGUCAGCAAUCUUGGGGGUCACAAACCUAAUAUAUUCUGUUACUUGGAACGUAUAAGAAGAAUUAAUAUUGAUAGUUUGAACCAUUUGAAAAAACUGAACGAUGGGGCGCUGCUACUUGAACUAGAAAAAUAUCGUUACAUUCAAAUUAAUAACCAUAUAGCUGAUAAACUUUCAAGGCUUAACUCUGGUGAGCUGACGUUGCUCGAUUUUUUACAAACAGCUAUUGACGCUAAUUUGAAUGACGAAAUUAUCCAUCAGCUCAAUUCAAUCCAAUAUCUAAAUGAUGAUAAAAAAUUAAAAGACAAUUAAUUAUUUAAUAAGUAAUAAAU